AUGAAACGGAAACCUAAAAUACUGGUGAAAAAAGAGGAAGGAAUCUGCUAUAAACCUUCGAUUCAAUCUUAUUCGGCUGUUUUUAUUAUUACGACUCUGGUUUAUGUGCGCUCCAUCGAUGCGGAAUUCGUCUAUGAUGAUCGGUUGGUUUUUUGGAAUUUUUUGAUUUUUGGUCGCAUUGGGAAUGGCUCAACGCGUUGCGGUUUUUUCCCUUUUCUUCAAGCUUAAAAAUAGGGUACUUUAUGAUUUUUUCAAUAGAUCUCAGUAACAUUUUUAGUCAUUCUGAAUUUUUUUUUAGAACAGCUCUCUAGGGACCACUUGGACUUAUAGGCCUAGACCGAGCAUCUGAUCCGGUUUAUUGAUUUUUUAAAAUCUCUUCUUGGACUCAAGUAAACCCUGCCCCUUUCUCAAAAGAAAAAUGAAUAUUUUAACUGAAAGCUCUGCAGAAAUGGAGUGGUCCUCACGGAGAUUAGGGAUUUCUGGACGUUUUUGGAAGAUUUUUUGCGAGUUUCGAAAUUACAAAGCAAGAUUUUUGCAACUUUGACAGGAUUUUUUUGAAGUUUCUUCUGAAUUUCUUAAGAAUGACGGCCUGAAGAUACAAAAUUUUUUUCAUGAUGUUUUUUUCUUGCUGCGCUUCAUUGAGAAAACUGGAAUGAUCAAAUUAAGCUCACGACCUGGAUUUCCAAAUCAUUACGACGGCCUGAAAUUACAAAAGUUUUUUUCAUGACAUAAUUUAUUUUAUACAACUAAAUACGGACGACCAGGACCGUUAAAUUAAGUUGAUGACCUGGAUUUCCAAAUCAUCACGACGGCCUGAAAAAUACAAAUUUUUUUCCAUGAUAUAAUAUCUUUUUACAAUUAAAUACGGACGACCAGGACCGUCAAAUUAAGUUGAUGGCCUGAAUUUCCAAAUCGUUACGACGGCCUGAAAAUACAGUUUUUUUAUGAUUUUAUUUAUUUCCUACGAGUAAAUACGGACGACCAGGAUUGUCAAGUUAAGCUCAUAACCUGGAUUUCCAAAUCAUUACGACGGCCUGAAAAUACAAAUUUUUUAUCAUAAUGUUAUUUCUUUUUACAAUUAGAUACGGACGACCAGGACCGUUAAAUUAAGUUGAUGACCUGGAAUUCCAAAUCAUUACGACGGCCUGAAAAUCCAAAAGGUUUCUCUAACUUUCAUGCUAAUUUUCAACAUUCAAAUUCUUCAGAAACCCCAAUAAAAGUUCAUUUUGAGCCAAUUUUUUGAUUCAUUUUUUCAAGCUCCAUGCUCAUUUCCAAGUUCUCAAAAGCUCCUCACGAAGCCCAAAAAUAAUUCAUUUUGAACCAAAAAGCCACCAAAAUUCGGAAUUUUCGUGCCAAAAAGUCAUUACGACUGGUGUCCUCACACAUGUGGUUCGCAUCAAGAUGGCAAAAAGUCGUAGAAUUCCGAAAAAAAUGGCCGAAGAGAAAGAAAAGAGAGAGAGAAGCCUAAUUUCCACCCAAUUUUGUCUCUUUUUUCCUCCGUCCAUUUUUGCUCUGGAAAAAAAACCGGGGAACAACUAGAAAUGCAUUGAAAAAGGAGAAGAAGCUGAGCAAUUCUUCUUCUUCUCGAGUCAACAAGAGGAAACAAGUGGCCAUUGUUUUUGGCCGACGAGACGCUGCAGGAAAAGCUUCUCAAUAGUCAGGUGCAAGAAAAAUAUUAGUUUUUAAUGAGGGGUCAGUUUCUGGUUUUCAAAUUGUAGUAGUCAUUUUACAAAGGAUUUUUUUGAGAAACAAUUUUGGAAUUUUUUUGAAUUUUUGCUAGAUUUUUUUCGGAUUUUUGCCAGCAAGUUUUGACCUUUUUUUGGGCGUUAAACUUCGAUUAAAAAGUAUUUUUUGGUUUUCUUGAUUUGGAAACCUGGUUUUAAGCUAAUAAAUCCUGGUUUAAGCUCAAAAAAAGCAAAAAUUCGGCGAAAUUUUUGGAAUUUUAGGCCUUUAAAACAUUCACUUUACGGGUUAUCAAGUCUUGGGCCAAUUUUUCUUAAAAAUUAGGAAUUUAGAGAUUUCUGGAGGUGGAUAAGAUGAAGGAAUUAUUCGAAUUUUGUUCCUUUUAGGUCGUUUUUCGCCAAUUUUUCAGUUUUUCAAUGGAAAAUUUGAAGUUAAACAACAGAAAACUUGUACGUAGAGGUACAUUCUAAUCAGCUGAUUGAGAGAUUUGAAUAAAUGAAUUAAAUAAAUUCUUGAAUAAACGGCGGUUUUCGCGUUCAAUUCAAUUUAUGGUAAUUCAAACUGAAAUCUACAAUUUUCGUGGAAAAAACAGAAGGUUUUUGAGUCUUUGAGGCUUCAUAACUCUACUUAAAGGCGAAAUUCGGACUCUUUUCUGAUGAAUUCUGACUCAGCACGUCUGAGAGUACCUAUAUGCCGAUUAUAGCCAAAUUUUGAAUACUAACACCUUUUGUACGUUUCCUACAAGUUUGCAAGUUACAAGUUCAUUAAGACUAUAAAAAAGACUACUGUUUCUGCUUAUUAUUUAUUUCUGCAGUCCUAGAGCACUUGAAAUCACGAUUUAUAGCAUUUUCCUACCGUAGGAAAAUAAUUAAAAAAAGAAAAAUAUCUCUGAAAAAUCUGAAAAAUAAUACACGAAAGUGCUCCUAUACACAGUAAAAUCGAAUUGGAUACCUUCAAAUUUUCCCUUUUUAUAAAUUUUCCAUGUUUGCAAACAUGGAGCGAAAGUAAUGCUGGGAUAAUCUUUCCGGAUUGCGACACCCUGUCGAGUAAGGUGGCAUGUGUUGAUCUCCAGCCCGAGCCAAAAGUCAAACAUUCGAUUACGCGAGAGAGCCGUUGAGCCCUUCUCCCGGCUCCGGUUACCUUCCUGAGCCGCCCAGCUAAUUGGCUCGAGCAUCGUUGUUGGCAUAUGAAUAUCCAGUUCGGAAGCCUUAUUAACCACUACGACGUGUGUACUUUCAUACUCCUCCAAUCUCAAUUAGUAGUGCGGAUCAGAAGGGAGAGUUCUAAUGAGCCGCGGACUUUUGGAAUCGCUGAAAAUCCCACUUUGGGGUUUUAAAGGAGCAUACACUACUUCAGAAAUCAUCCCGAGACGAAAGUUCCUUUUCAGCGUGACUUUAGCCUAUUUGAUGAAAUUUUGACUUGGAAAGCGAGUUGAACUUUUUAGGGCUUUAGAAAUACGAACCAACGGGCCACAUGACCUGGAAUUCCAAAUCAAACCGCCUAAUGACCUGGAAAUCCAAAUAAAGCUUCCUCAUGACCUGGAAAUCCGAAUAAAACUGCGUCAUGACUAGGAAAUCCAAACCAAACUUCCCUAUGACCUGGAAUUCCGAAUAAGGCUUCCGUGUGACCUGGAAAUCCAAAUAAAACUGCCUAAAAACCUGGAAGUACAAAUAAAACUUACUUAUGGCCGGGAAAUCCAAAUCCAACUGCUAUAUGACCUGUAAAUCCCAAUCUAACUAUUAUAUGACCUGUGAAUCCAAAUCAAACCGUCAUAUGACAUUGAAUUCCAAAUAAGACUUCCAUAUGACCUGGAAAUCCAAAUCUAACUGCUAUAUGGCCUGGGAAUCCAAAUCAAACUUCCUUAUAACCUGGAAGUCCAAAUAAAACUGUGUCAUGUCCUGGAAAUUCAAAUCAAACUGUCUAUUACCUGGAAAUCCAUACCAAACUGCCUCAUGACCUGGAAAUCCAAAAUUUAAUGCCCCAUGACCUGGAAAUCCAAAAAAAAAAAACCGAACUCUGUAAAACCUGAAAAAUUGUUUGGUAUGGCCUUGAAAUACAAACUGAGAGCUUGAUCAGCUUUGAUUUUAAACUUGAUAUACAAGAUCAGACUAUUUGAGUUUUUAUGAUACCGACCACAAUGACCCCACAGAGAAAAUUAACGCCAAUGAUAAGAUAAAGAUUACGGUCUCAGCCAAUGAUAACUAGAGAAGAAAUUAUUCUCCCUUUCACUGCAUUCCCUUCACAUUUGAUAGCAAAUCCCAAGAUUUUCUCACUUCGGAACAAGUUCUAGCGAGAUUUUUCUAUUGCGGGACCACUUGAAAUCGAUAAUUAUGGCAAUUUCGGAUCGUAGGAACAGCAGAUUGGCUCCCCGAGAGAAAUUAUUAGGAUUCUGGAGGAAGAUCUACUUUUUUGUUGAAGAUUCUGAAACGAUUUUUAUUGGUCUGUCGUAAGUUGAAUGAUUAGAAGCGUAUAGUUUGCACCCGACCUGAAACGACUUGCGCGUCCAGGCUUUAAAAAGCACUGGAGGACGCUUUAAACUGCGACCGCAAAGUUUUGAGCCAUUCCAAAAGCGAUUAGAAAGCUUUGAGCUAUUCUAAUAGCUAAGGAGACUAUUUGAUCCAUUCCAAAUGCGACCACAAAGCUUUGAGUCAUCCCGAAUGCGACCACAAAGCUUUGAGCUAUCCCAAAUGCGACCACAAAGCUUUGAGCCAUUUCAAAAGCGACCAAAAAGUUUUGAGCCAAUCCAAAUGUGACCACAGAGCUUUGAGUCAUUCCAAAUGCGACCAAAAAGCUUUGAGCCAAUCCAAAUGUGACCACAGAGCUUUGAGUCAUUCCAAAUGCGACCAAAAAGCUUUGAGCCAUUCCAAAUGCGUCCACAAAGCUUUGAGUCAUUCCAAGUGCGACACAUAAUCUUUGAGCCAUUCCAAAUGCGACCAUAAAACUUUGAGCCAUUCCAAAUGCGACCAUAAAGUUUCGAACCAUUCUAACUGCGACCAGAAAGUUCUAACCAAAAAAUAAUUUUGCAGACAAGCGAUCCUAUCGAACCAAGACGUGGUCGGAGAUGAUCCAUGGCUUCUCGACGUCUUCAGCCACGACUUCUGGGGCAAUCCGAUGUCGAACCGCGGCUCGCACAAAAGCUUCCGGCCGCUGACGACGUUGACCUUCCGCGCCGGACGUCUUCUUCACGGCCUUCAACCCCAACUGUCAGUUCUGCCACGUCUUCAAGACACGAAGACAUCUGUCGGAAUAUUGAUGAACACGACGUUCCAUGCGUCAUCUGCCUUACUCGAUAACGCUCUAAUUUCCAUUAGUGACACCCUCCCUGCCGAGGGAUCUGAGUAGAGAGAUGAAUGUGUUGAGAUGAGAGGAAAAAAUUGCUGUUUUAGUGGAUUUUUGAGCGCUUUUGAGGUCAGUGGAGAAAAAAUAGAAAUUUCAUAGAUUUAUUGAGAAAAAUUCUUUGGUAAAGGGUGGUUUUGUCGAAUUUUUGAACGGUUUUGAGGUUAUUUGGAGCAAAAAAAAAAUGGAAUUUUAUGGAUUUAUUGAGAAAAAUUGCUUGGGAACCGGUUGUUUUGUUGACUUUUUUUCAACGGUUUUGAGGUGUCUUUGGAAUAGUUUGAAAUGAAAAAAAACUUUUUGCGGUGGUUCAGUUGAAUUUUUGAACGGAUUUGAGGUCAAUGGAGCAAAAAAAUGAAAUUUUAUGGAUUUAUCGAGAAAAAUUCUUUGAUAAUGGGUUGUUUAGUUGUAUCUUUGAACGGACUUAAGGUCAUUUGGAGCAAAAAUAUGAAAUUUUAUGGAUUUUUUGAGAAAAAUUGCUCGGAAAUCGGUUGUUUAGUUGUAUUUUUGAACGGUUUUGAGGAUUUGGAGAAAAUUUUUGGAUCUAAAAAAAAACUUUCUUGGGUGGUUUAUUGGACUUUUUGAACGGUUUCGAGGUCCCAGGAGCAAAAUACGAAAUUUUAUGGAUUUAUUGACAAAACUCCUAGGUAAUCGGUAGUUUUGUUGGUUUUUGAAUGGUUUUGAGACCUUUAAAAAAAUUUUUAGAUCUAAAAAAAAUUUCUUUGCGGUGGUUUUGUCGAAUUUUUGAACAGUUUCGAGGUCGCAGGAGCAAAAAUAGGAAAUUUUAUGAAUUUAUUGAGGAAAAUUGGUUGGGAAUCGGUAGUUUUGUUGGUUUUUGAACGGUUUUGAGGUCUUUGGAAUAAUUUCGAGACCAAAAAAAUUUUUUUUGGGUGUUCUAGUUGAUUUUUGGAACAGUUUUGAGGUCUCGGGAGCAAAAAUAUGAAAGUUUAUGGAUUUAUUAACAAAAUUUCUUGGGAAUCGAAGGUUCAGUUGAAUUUUGGGGACCUUUUGAAUAGUUUUAAGAUUAAAAAAAAUUUUUUGCGGUGGUUUUGUCGAUGUUUUGAACGGUUUUGAGUUCCUAGAAGUGAAAAAAAUGGUUUUAAAAAGAAAAUUUUUGUUUUGAUUGAAAAAAAUAUUGCUCUGACAUCCGUAGUUUUGUCGGAUUUUUUUGAACAGUUUUGACGUUUAGAACAGGUUUUUUCCCUUUCAAGAAAUGAGAAAAGAUAUGUGGUUUUUCAGUUCAAAAAAGUAGAAUAUAUGAAUAUUUUGAAAAGAAAAAGUGCUUGGGAAUCGGUUUUCAUGUUGAAUUCUUGAACGGUUUUGAAGCAAAAAACAGGUUUUUUUUUUUUGGAUUUUCAGCUAAAGUUUUGAAGUUUUAGCGAUUUUUUUUCUCAGGAUUACUAGUCUCUUCAAAAACGCCUAUUGAGGGAAUAUUGACCUGAAAUUCAAUACUUUUUGAAUUUGGAAGUCUAUAAGUAUUCAUUAUUUUACGCAUUUCGAAGUUAAAAAAAUGUUUUUUUAGCUUCUUUUUCAAAAGACAAAGUCGGCUCCGAAGAUGAUUUAUGAGAUUCGACAAACCAAUUUUGGAGUUGUAAGUGGGUUUUCGGGUCGUUUCAAAAACAUUAUCCCCUUGGAAGUAUGAAAGAAAAUUUACUUUUGCACAAUCGAUUAUCUGCACGAAAAUAUUGAAAAGAUCUUUAGAAUUAUCAAAUAAGCGUCGAGAAACGUAUACUUCCCUUCCACGCGAGAACACAACACGUUAAUGAAUAAUUUGUUCAAAUUUUUCCUGGAAAAAGUCCAUAAUGGUAUUCUCUAGGGGCCACUUUAGCAACUCCUAUAGGGACCACUGAAGCUUGCAAAAGUGGUCCCUGUAGGGGACAUGCUAGUCGAUAUAAGUUUUGAACUCUAAAACAUUUCGAUGGGAAAAACUGAAUAAAUGAGCGUUUUUUUGAAUGAAAUUGAAAGACCACUAUAGAGUCUACUUGAGCUUCAAGGACUAAGUGGUCAGAACCUAUACCCCUAUAGGGACCACUUUUCGGUUCUUAUAUGAGCUGUUUCCCCCCUAACCCCUAUAGGGACCACUCUGGAACUCCUAAGUCAAAUAUAAAUGGCCCCAAGAGACCUUUCCCGCAGUCAUAACUCUCCUAGGGUGCACUAGAGCUUCAGGGACUAAGCGUUUAGACCCUAAACCCCUUUAGGGACCACCUUGAUUUUACUCCUAUAGGGUCCACUUUUACGGUCUCGGACCUUGGUAACGCGAACGGGACGCGAAUCGGACGUGUCGGGGCAUUUCUAGUGACCAGUUUAGUAGCCUUAACGCUCUUAAGUGAUCCCUUUAAUCGCCCAGAAACGUCCGGAGCACGUCCGUUUCGCGUUACCAAUGUCCGAGGUUCUUAUAUAGGUUGUUUCCCCCUAACCCCUAUAGGGACCACUCUGCAACCCCUUGGACAAAUAUAAAUAGCCCCAAGAGACCUUUCCCCAGUCAUAACUCUCCUAGAAAUGAUGGCGAGGUUCAAUCCGAAAUGAAUCAUACUUUCGGCGGUCCUCAUUCCCUCUCUCUCUCUCUCAGGACCCAUCAAACUCGAUUUCCCUCCAGUCGUAAAAACGGCCCGAAUGAGGGCUCCAAGUGCAUAGGUACGAGAAGCGAAUCAACGAGAAGCAAAUCUCAUCUUCUUUCCUCCGAACAUGUCGACUAUUUCCAACACGUAAUGGAAUUGGGGCUGAAGAGCGGAUGAAGAUUAGCUUUAUCUUCUCAGAGUUCUCCGUUUUAAUGGGCUUUUCCUCUAGGAGGAAUGCGAAAUUUGAAUAAAUUAUUCAUUAACGUGUUGUGUCGCCAGUGUACGCUUUUUGGUGCUUAAAGUCCAAGGGGUCACUUGAGGGAUUUUGAGAGGAGAGAUCUGACCCCCUAGCACUAAAAGCUUAAGUAGUCCCUAUAGGGAUCGUUUAUACCAGCAUGUCCCCUCUAGGGACCACUUUCGCCAGCUUUAGUGAUCCUUAUAGGGGUUGCUAAAGUGGUCUUUUUCCAGGAGGAAUGCCGAAAUUUGAAUAAAUUAUUCAUUAACGUGUUGUGUUGUCAGGCCAGUGUACGCUUUUUGGUGCUUGAAGAAGAAGUCCAAGGGGCCACUUGAGGGAUUUUGAGAGGAAAGCACCAAAAGCUUAAGUGGUCCCUAUAGGGGUUAUUCAAUCCCAUUCAAAAAACGCUCAUUUAUUCAGUUUUUCCCUGGAAAUGCUUCUCCGCUUCGAGUUCAUAACAAUUAUCGACCAGCUUGUCCCCUAUAGGGACCACUUUCGCCAGCUUUAGUGAUCCUUAUAGGGGUUGCUAAAGUGGUCUUUUUCCAGGAGGAAUUCCGAAAUUUGAAUAAAGUAUUCAUUAACGUGUUGUGUUGUCAGGCCAGUGUACGCUUUUUGGUGCUUCAUUGAAGUCCAAGGGGUCACUUGAGGGAUUUCGAGAAAAUUAAUCGAAAAUUCUUUGUUUUUGGGGUGUCAGUUUUUGUUCGGUGAAAGCUAUCUGGACCUGAAAAACAAGGGUUUAUUCAUUUUUAAUGAGAAAUUGUCUUUUUUGACUUCAGAAGUGAUUUUUUGAAGGAUGACGUUUAGUAAGGAAUCAAAAAUGUCGUCGGGAAGAUCAGGCAUUUUUGAGUUUGGGGUUGAAUCCCCAAUUCCCGAAUUUUUAGCUAAAGCCACUUUCUGGUAGCCUAGAACCAUUUUGAAGGGUCCUUUUCUGGAAAAUCUAGCUUCAGAAAUUUGUAAAAAUCGGUCAGAACGGACGAAUUUCAGCUCAAAACGUAGUGGAAAGGGCUUCUCACAAUUGAUUAACCGUCAAAAUAAUAAGCCACAAAGGAUUUUGUUUUUUUGUAACAGUCUAGAAACCAUUAUCAAGGCUCGAAGUGACUCAAGAACUUCAAAAUAGUUCAAACACGGUCCUGAAGUCUUCCGUUACACUCAGUUGAUCAGAUUACGAGCCUCAACGAGCCCCGUUGUGUCCUCACCAAUCAUGCUCACGGGCAAUUUGCCAAUUUUGCAGAUUCCACGCCGUCAACGUCUUCUUGCACGCGGCGACGUCGUGUUUGGUCCUGAUGAUGAUGUCGAAGUUCUUGGGGAAAGGUAGGGGGAACAUUGAAACAAAAUUUCUUAAGAUGAACCAAGGAAGGGAGAAAAAUAAGUUCAAGGGUGUAAUUUUGGUUGCGAUUGGCUUGAACACAGUUACGAAUAAAUGACCUGGAAAUCCGAAAUUUUGUGAAAUGCGGCCUCCGUCGCGAAACUCCAGAGUGGUCCCUAUAGGGACGACCUUAGGGCCCUUGGAUGGUUCCCUAUAGGGGCCACUAGGGUUUGCAAAAGUGGUCGCUAUCGGGGUUUCAGUUAGUGGUAACUAUGGGGGGAAAACUGAGUAAAUAACUGGAUUUUAAAAAGAAGUUGAAAGAUCCCUAUAGGGAUCACAUUUUCAGUCCUUAUAUGGGUUGUUUUCACCCUAAACCCCUAUAGGGACCACUCUGGAAUUUCUAAGAAUGACGGAAUUUUCGUAGAACCAGAAUUUGAAAAAAAAAAACAUAGUUAAUAACUUGAAAACCUGAAAAACUCGUUGAGUCAGGAACUUUUUGACUGCUUGAAAACCCAGAAAAAAGGCGGCCAAAUGCAAUUUUUUCUAUAUAUAAAUUUUUGUGAAAACAUCGUCAAUACAUAUUUUACGGCCUAGGAAUCGUAAGUUUUUGUAAAAACUCGGCCUCAGCCUCUCUCUCGUAUCCUGAGGAUCAGAAUUUUCGAAAAAAAAAAAUUGGAACUGCAUAUCAAAUGUUCAAAGAACGCAACCGUUUCAUUGCAAAAUUUUGUCUUUUCCUUUUUUUUUUUCGAAACCAACUGAGAAGGCUAGAAUCCCAUUCGAAAUGGUUCGAUUUCCUAACGAGCACUCAAAGUAUAUUUUUUGUGCGCGCUAACGCGUAAUAGGAUCUGCCGUCGGUGCUCAUAUGAUACAAUUGGAUUACGGUGCUCAAAACGCAAACAAAAACCCGGCGACAUUGCGGCGACAGAUGGGCCGUCCUAGCCACUUAAGGGAUCGUCUUGCAAAACCGGGGGAUCCUAAAUGAUGAGGAGUAAUGGGUGAAGUUCUUACAAGGCUUUAAUUAAAGCUUCAGUUUUUUUUUUUGAGUCAAGAAGUCCUCUUUUGAACUAGAUUAAUCUUCGGAAAGGUUGAUUUUUUAAAAAUUCGUCGGAAGGAAUCGAACUCUUGACUUCUCUCAUAAUAACCAGAACCUUUAUCCACUGCGCCAUCCUUUUUUAUUUUGUGAGAAUCUGCCAAGAAACUUUUGAAUGAACUUAUCCAAAAAUCACAAAAACCUUGAAUUUUCUUCAAAAAUUCAUCGGAAGGGGUCGAACUCUUGGACUCUCGUAUGAUAAUCAAAACCUUUACCCACUAUACCAUCGCGUGGUUUUUAAAAAUUACUCGAAUUUUCAGUCGGAAGCCUCUCAUCUGCCACAAUCUUCGCUGUACACGCCGCCAACACCGAAGCAGUUUGUUCCAUUGUCGGUAGAGCAGACAUUCUGGCGACUGCUACCGUAAUUCUGGGCUUUCUAGAUUUUCAGCGCAAUGAGGUACUGUAGAAAUGAGCUAGUGCGAAAAAGGAAUGAUUUUCAGGGCACCCGACUGACGCCGGUUUUCGCCAUCGUCGCUCUUUUUUUCAAGGAAACCGGCAUCGUCUUGCUGCCUUUGAUUGGUCUGCACAUAGUGCUGAUGACACUAGCGGUGAGGAUCAUACUUUGAAGUUUUUAUAGGAUAGUGAUAAGGAAGUUUGGAGAGAGUUUAGAGACUAGAGAUUGUGAAGUUUUGAGAGAGUUUUUAGAGAGGUUAGAAAAAUUGAAGGCAAAAAAAAAGAGAGUUGGAUAGAGAUUUGGCUUUUUCAGAGAGCAUUUAUCUUGGAGAGAGUUAGAGAAGCUCGAUUUUUACUUAUCUCAUAAAGCUUCUAGAGAGUGUGCCAUCAGAAGAGACGCAGACAAAAAAGACCUAGAAAUUCGUGAGAUAGAAAGAGAAAUAGAGAAACUUGAAUUUUAGUGCCGGUUCUCUAGAGAUCAUGGGAUUUGAAGAGACGCAGACACUUCGAUUCCUUUCUUUUACUUUUAUCCUUUCAAAUCUCAACACUAUCUAGAUUCCUUCACUUUUUUGAAGCUUUACAAGUUUUAACAUUUUUUUUUGAUCCGAUCAACUUCCGAAGCCGAUUAAGAAAGAUUGCCUCAUCUUUUUUCACCAUUGAAACCAAAAAGAUAGGUUAGAAAUUACGUCGCCGCCGCCAUACACACGCGUUCCAUUGUGCUCCCCUCUGACCAGGCCAGAAUAAAUGGGCGAGGAGAAGGAAGGCCUCGAACGGAUCGUUUCCUUCAAUUUCACGCCGAUUUGCGCACAACGCUCGUAAAAACCGCAAAACUUUUUUUUCCCUCCUUAGUUUGAUCUUUGGGGAGAUAGCUCGGCAGAUACCUCGGCCCGGUGCAACCCCCAGAUUUGCUCUCUUUUCCCCAUCUUUUGCACUUUGCAAGUGGUAGUGACAAACCGUAACAUUUUCAAGUCUUUUUCGUGCGAAAGGAGAGGCUGCACAGUGCUGACCACGAAGUUCAACUUGCAUGGGAAAAAAAAUUUAAUAUCAACAGGGCUUAACCUAUUCCCAUUGGACGCAAAUAAGGUGCGAGAAGUAAGCUAUUACGAUAGCAGGAGUUUCUAUUUAAUUUUAAAAGAUCUACUAAAUAAAACUUUAGAAUUGAAUUUGAGAAAAUUACAGAUUUUAGAUUCGCUUUUUUCGCUCGAUUUCUCCCCUGAAAUUGCACUGAAUUGACUCGGAAUUUCGAAAACUCCACUCUCGAGGCCAUUGCGCAAUAAACUGACACCGCGCUCGCUUUUGCCUCUGAAUGUGCGAGAAAAAGCCCCAAAAAUUUAAAAACCGCAUCCCAGGUAGGGUUUGCUCGGAGCAUAAUUCCUGCCGAGAGAGGUUGGGUGAUUGAUUGAUUGGGAGUUUUCGCGGGGCAUUUGAAGAUGAUGGGACAGAGAAGCUUGUGAAAGAUGUAUGGGGAAAAUCGAAAAUUUUCAAAAAAAGGUCAAAUUUUCCUUUUUCUACCUGUUAAAAUUCUUUUCGGGCAAAGUCGGAAUGGUGAAUAAAGGCCUCCGAAAAGCAGCAAAAAGGCCCCAGAAAGGCAGCAAAAAGACCUCAGAAAGGCAGCAAAAAGGCCCCAGAAAAGCAGCAAAAAGGCCCUAGAAAGGCAGAAAAACAGAAAGGCAGCAAAAAGGCCGCAAAAAGAGUCCCUUUAUCGAGCCUUCCAUUUUUUCUGGGCUCAAGAAAUGGUUGGAAAAGGGAGAGGCAGCAAAAAUGGUGCAUAAGGGCCGAUGAAAUGGCGCAAAAAGGCCCCAAAAAGGCUCUAAAAAGGAGCCUUUUUCCACCCUUUCCGACUUUCCCUAUGAAUGAAUAAGCGUUGGCGAUAAUUCUUGGUAAACAAGAAUUUUUCUAAAAGAUAAAAAUUAAAAUCUUUUUUUUUCCGUUUAUGGGGAUGAGGUUUCAAUUUUUGAAUUUUGAACCAGUUUGGACAAAAAGUUUGAGGCUCAUUUUCAAGCCAGAAUAUUCAUUUUUAGCCCUGUUUUCAUAUGAAUGACAGCGGCUCUGCUGCUUCCGACAUUUUUCUGACAAUUAUUCUGGCGCAAGUGCAAUUGACAACCGCCGGAAACGCCGGGGUAGUUGAGGACGACGUCGAGAUAAAGGAAACCAGAAGACGUCGUCGCGGGGGGACAUCCUUCACGGUCGACCUGGCGGCACAUCUUCUUCCAACAAAUUGCCGUCGUUUCUUCUCUCGUCGAGAAGAGCGGGUGGCAAUUAACGGCGCCGACGUUUGA
Messenger RNA from Caenorhabditis auriculariae, 12877 nucleotides. The record is from the annotation of a GenBank genome assembly. NCBI's taxonomy places the organism in Eukaryota, Metazoa, Nematoda, Chromadorea, Rhabditida, Rhabditidae.